Molecule: messenger RNA, 168 nt
Organism: Melampsora larici-populina 98AG31
Lineage: Eukaryota; Fungi; Basidiomycota; Pucciniomycetes; Pucciniales; Melampsoraceae
Gene: MlpPh8
Product: pheromone precursor with two tandem repeats of a putative pheromone peptide
Exons: 1
Coding region: 1-168 (55 amino acids)
Source: RefSeq, a predicted model, not a curated record
AUGCCUACUUCUCAACAAAUUCACAACUCUCAGCCCGUUUCUAUCCCGGGUAAUCUCCCGGCUCCAGAAGUCCGACCUGGUCGGAUCGGUGGUCCUAAACUGGGAUGCGUAAUCCAAGCUCGUCAGGGACAGAUCGGUGGCCCUAAAUUGGGUUGCUUGCUCUCAUAA